This is a messenger RNA of Daldinia decipiens, 1762 nucleotides long. RefSeq names its product thymidylate kinase-domain-containing protein. The record is from RefSeq and is a predicted model, not a curated record. Gene Ontology annotation, biological process: dTTP biosynthetic process; dUDP biosynthetic process; dTDP biosynthetic process. The coding region runs from base 493 to 1698 and encodes 401 amino acids. Lineage: Eukaryota; Fungi; Ascomycota; Sordariomycetes; Xylariales; Hypoxylaceae. The transcript is spliced from 3 exons. Gene Ontology annotation, molecular function: dTMP kinase activity; ATP binding. Gene Ontology annotation, cellular component: nucleus; cytoplasm; cytosol.
GUUGUCAAUUAGGUAGGUACCUAGGUACUUACCUAACUAAUGCCAAUAGUCAUUGCUUACUCGGUCACGCUAUUUGUGUUAGCUGCGCGCUUAAGCAGUAUAACCAGAAACCAGAUGCAUUCUGUGCGACAUCCUUCACUAGUACCGUCUCCAAACCACAAAGUGUAAAGUGGCUCCACUCAGACGCGCUCAGGCAGUUGGGCUAGAAUGGCAGUUGCAGUUGCAGUUGCAGUAACCCGCUGCAUUUUAGUUGUUGUAUGUAUUUCGGUAGCAUUUUGGCCACAAUCCUACCUAUUCAUAUCAUUCGACAUCAUAUCAUGCUUUAGCGCUUUAAAGAAGGCUUAAUCGACGACCCAUUUCCAUAGCUCUUACAUCCAAUUAAUAUUCACAUGAAACACGCUGCUCAUACAAGUUCAUACAAUUCCAUACUUAUCAACCACUAACCAGUAUCGAGUUAAUCGUGUCUUGAAACUAGCUUCAUUGAGUGGGUCAAUGGCUUCGAUAAACGACCUCGCGACAGCCGCGACGAUAGCGUCAUCGGCCGUGGCGUUGCAGUCUUCACCUGCGCGCGAGGGUAGUCAACCCGCGACCCCCCCAGCGGCGCCGCGGUCACCCUCUUCCUCAAGACCUGCAACAGCAAGCGCUCGGACUACUUCGCCCUUGAUGGAUAAGUUCAAGCCAGUGAAUGCGAAUGAGGAUGGGGACUCGAUAACCGUGGCGAUAGGCGCUCCGCCGGUAUUAGUGCCGCCUCAGAUAUCUCAGAAUCCGUCGCAAGCACAAAUCCCGGCUCCGGCUCCGUCUGCUGCCGAGGUUAAGCCUGCAGAAACUGUGGGGGAUGACAGUAUUGAAGAUAAGGAUGCCGUCAAGCGUUCUGCAGGGGACGACAUGGAUGGCAUCGAGAGGGUAGUAGCGCCGCCGUCGAAACCGGUGCGCGGCGCUUUCGUGGUGUUCGAGGGGAUGGAUCGUGCGGGGAAGACGACGCAGGCAAAAUUACUGCAGCAGAGGUGUAUCGAGAGCGGGCGGGGGGUGCGGUUUAUGCGAUUUCCUGAUAGGACGACGCCCAUCGGUAAGAUGAUUGACUCGUAUCUCAAAGGCGAGACGGAAAUUGAAGAUCACGUUAUUCACCUACUGUUUAGUGCUAAUCGAUGGGAAGCUGUCAAUAAAAUUAAGGCAGAGUUGGAAGCUGGUCAUACUAUAAUUUGCGAUCGCUUCUACCAUAGCGGUAUCGUAUACAGCGCUGCUAAAAAUAUCAAGAGCCUAUCGCUGUCUUGGGCCAAGGCGCCCGAGGUCGGCUUGCCUAGACCAGACAUGGUCCUUUUCUUAGAUCUGGAGGAAGAAGUCGCGCGUGAGCGUGGCGGCUGGGGUGGUGAAGUUUAUGAGAAAGGUGAGAUGCAGCGGCGCGUUAGAGAUCUGUUCUGGGGCCUGAGUAUGGGAGAUCUCGGCAGUGCUGUGGGAAACAGCGGUAGCAGUAAGGUUCCGAGGAGAGGUGACGCGGAGAGGCUCGGGAAUGGAACAAGUAGAGGUGGAGAUGGCAGCAGCGAGGAGGGUGAGUUUAGGCAGGAGGAAGAAGAUAUUCAAAUCGUGGACGCGGAUCUUGAUGUCGAGAGUUUGUCUGAGAGGGUAUGGGAACUCGUACUGCCGAGACUAGAAGCAGUGGAACGAGGUGAGGUCGGGAGAACCGUACGUAUCGUACGGUAAAACUGCAUUUGACAUAUUUGACUGGUGUAGUGACGACAUUACAUGAUAUAAUAAAUAAAGCCUC